This is a messenger RNA of Tetrahymena thermophila SB210, 630 nucleotides long. RefSeq names its product transmembrane protein, putative. The transcript is spliced from 5 exons. The record is from RefSeq and is a predicted model, not a curated record. NCBI's taxonomy places the organism in Eukaryota, Ciliophora, Oligohymenophorea, Hymenostomatida, Tetrahymenidae.
AUGAAUCCUAUUCAAAAGGCCUGGCUUAAGAUUUUGGAACCUGUCUCUUAUGUUAUCAAUGAAAAGAUGGCCAAGAGAACCGGUAUUAUUGGUAAGCUUGGUAGAUUCUUUGCUAUUGGACCUAGAGAAUAUGGUGUCCAUCCUAUUAACAGAAUGUUCAUUUUCAUGAACAGAAAAUAUAUGGCUUUCUAAGCUGUUGCUCUUCAUAGAUAUUCUUUCGUCAAGAGUUUAACUCAUAAUGGCUUCCAUAUGCUCAGAGUUUUCAGACAUUUCGCUUUUGUUUUACCUGCAACUGUUUUGGCUGGUUUAGGUUUGUUCGUCUACUGGGGUGAUGACAAUAAAUGUUACUCUCCUGAUAGAUUCCCCUACUUGAAAAAGAGAGCUGGUGACAUGGCUUUACCUCUUAACUCUUUAAAUCAAAGAACUUCAGCUCACUAUAUUGAAAUUAAUGCUAUUUAUGGUGCUGAAAUGAUGAAGAGAUAUCACAAGGUCUGGGAAAACAUUAUUGAAGAAAGAAGUAAGGCAACUGAUCAAGAAAAAAAAACUAGAUAUGCUCAUCCUAGCUAUUAAUACAGCCCCUUACCAGUUGUUAGCAUUCCUAACGUUCUCAACCCCUUGAACCUUUAAUGA